AUGGCGUCCAGGUCCAUCACCGAGUCUGCAUCCUCGGCAACCAAGUCCGCCAGGGAAUCAACCAAAGCCGCUAUUGAGAACCCAUCGGCCACAGCAACCAGCUUUCUACGCCACCCGUACAUGCAAGCCGCCCUCCCCUUCAUCAACGGUGGUCUGGCCGGUAUGACUGCCACCGUCGUGAUCCAGCCCGUCGACAUGAUUAAGGUGCGCUUGCAAUUGGCUGGAGAGGGCCAAAAGACCGGUCCCAAACCCACCGCACUAGGCAUCACCAAAAACAUAAUUGCUUCUGGCAAAGUCCUCGAUCUGUACACCGGUCUCAGUGCCGGACUUCUCAGGCAAGCAGUUUACACUACUGCUCGGCUCGGAUUUUUUGAUACUUUCAUCACCAUUGCCAAGACCCGUGCUGCAGAACAGGGGCGGAGUGUCAGCUUCGGUGAACGAGCCCUGGCAGGCCUAACCGCUGGAGGAUUGGCUGCCAUGAUAGGCAAUCCCGCAGAUCUCGCUCUCAUCCAAUCGCGAGCCAAUUACCGUUCUGUGAUUGAUGCGCUUUCUCGGAUUUCGAAGACUGAAGGAAUCGGCGCAUUAUGGGCCGGUGCAACCCCAACCGUUGUCCGAGCUAUGGCCCUGAACUUGGGUCAGCUUGCUUUUUUCUCCGAGUCCAAAUCCCAGUUAAAGGCCCACACCAACUUGUCGCCUCAGGUCCAGACUUUUGCAGCUUCUGCUAUUGCUGGUUUCUUUGCCAGUUUCUUGUCCUUGCCAUUUGACUUUGUCAAGACUCGUCUGCAGAAACAGCAAAAGAACCCCGUGACUGGUGAACUUCCGUACAAGGGAGUUCUGGACUGUACCCGCAAGGUCAUCAAAGAUGAGGGCUGGCUCAGAUUCUACAGAGGUUUCGGAACCUACUAUAUCCGCAUUGCGCCUCAUGCGAUGGUGACUCUUAUCGUUGCGGAUUACCUUAAUCUGAUCACCAAGUAA
This is a messenger RNA of Talaromyces stipitatus ATCC 10500, 975 nucleotides long. RefSeq names its product mitochondrial dicarboxylate carrier protein, putative. The transcript has 2 exons. Lineage: Eukaryota; Fungi; Ascomycota; Eurotiomycetes; Eurotiales; Trichocomaceae. Gene Ontology annotation, molecular function: oxoglutarate:malate antiporter activity. The coding region runs from base 1 to 975 and encodes 324 amino acids. The record is from RefSeq and is a predicted model, not a curated record.